CUGCGCGCGCGGAGCGGCGGGGCUCUCCUCACACAGGCGCUUCCUCGCCGAGGGGUUGGAGCUGCGGCGCCGCAGGCCUGGGCCGCCGCUUCUCUGCCUCAGGGCUCCCCGGUCCGCUCGCCCUGCGACGCUGCCCAGGUAUGGUCUGAAUAUGCGUUGCCUGGCAGCUCGGGUCAACUAUAAGACUUUGAUUAUCAUCUGCGCACUCUUCACUUUGGUCACAGUACUUUUGUGGAACAAGUGUUCCAGUGACAGAGCGAUCCAGUUUCCCCGGCACCUGAGUAGUGGCUUCAGAGUGGAUGGAUUAGAGAAGAGAGCAGCAGCGUCUGAGAGUGACAACUAUGUGAAGCACAUGGCCAGACAGCAGUCUGAGGAGGCCUUCCCUCAGGAGCAGCAGAAAGCGCCCCCUGUGGUGGGAGGCUUCAAUAGCAACGGGGGAAGCAAGGUGUUAGGGCUCAAGUAUGAAGAAAUUGACUGUCUCAUAAAUGAUGAACACACAAUUAAGGGGAGACGAGAGGGGAAUGAAGUCUUUCUGCCAUUCACUUGGGUCGAGAAAUAUUUUGACGUUUAUGGAAAGGUGGUUCAGUACGAUGGCUAUGAUCGGUUUGAGUUCUCUCAUAGCUACUCCAAAGUCUAUGCACAGAGAUCCCCUUACCACCCUGAUGGUGUGUUUAUGUCCUUUGAAGGCUACAAUGUGGAAGUCCGGGACAGAGUCAAGUGCAUAAGUGGGGUUGAAGGUGUGCCGUUAUCUACACAAUGGGGACCUCAAGGCUAUUUCUACCCAAUCCAGAUUGCACAGUACGGGUUAAGUCAUUACAGCAAGAAUCUCACUGAGAAGCCCCCUCACAUAGAGGUAUAUGAAACAGCAGAAGACAGGGACAGAAGCAGCAAGUCUGGCGACUGGACGGUGCCGAAGGGCUGCUUCAUGGCGAGCGUGGCUGAGAAGUCCCGGUUCACCAAUGUGAAACAGUUCAUUGCUCCAGAGACCAGUGAAGGUGUGUCCUUGCAGCUGGGAAACACAAAAGACUUCAUUAUCUCAUUUGACCUCAAGUUCCUGACCAAUGGGAGCGUGUCUGUGGUUCUAGAGACCACGGAAAAGAACCAGCUCUUCACUGUGCACUACGUCUCCAACACCCAACUGAUUGCUUUCAAGGACAGAGACAUAUACUAUGGCAUCGGGCCCAGAACUUCGUGGAGCACAGUGACCAGGGACCUGGUCACUGACCUCAGGAAAGGAGUGGGGCUUUCCAACACAAAAGCUGUCAAGCCAACCAAAAUCAUGCCCAGAAAGGUGGUCAGGUUGAUCGCAAAAGGGAAGGGGUUCCUGGACAACAUCACUAUCUCCACGACGGCCCACAUGGCCGCGUUCUUCGCUGCCAGCGAUUGGCUGGUGAGGAACCAGGACGAGAAAGGUGGCUGGCCGAUUAUGGUGACCCGCAAGUUAGGGGAAGGGUUCAAGUCUUUAGAGCCGGGGUGGUACUCUGCAAUGGCCCAAGGGCAAGCCAUGUCUACGUUAGUCAGGGCCUAUCUGUUAACAAAAGACCACGUAUUCCUCAAUUCAGCUUUAAGGGCGACGGCCCCUUACAAGUAUCUGUCAGAGCAGCACGGGGUGAAGGCCGUGUUUAUGAAUAAACACGACUGGUAUGAAGAAUAUCCAACCACGCCCAGCUCCUUUGUUUUAAAUGGCUUUAUGUACUCCUUAAUCGGGCUGUAUGACCUCAAGGAAACCGCAGGGGAGAAACUCGGGAAGGAGGCGAGAUCGCUGUAUGAGCGGGGCAUGGAAUCCCUGAAAGCCAUGCUCCCCCUGUACGACACGGGCUCGGGGACCAUCUACGACCUCCGCCACUUCAUGCUCGGCAUGGCGCCCAACCUGGCGCGCUGGGACUACCACACCACCCACAUCAACCAGCUGCAGCUGCUCAGCACCGUCGACGAGUCGCCCGUCUUCAAGGACUUCGUCAGGAGGUGGAAAAGCUACCUGAAGGGCAGCCGGGCAAAGCACAACUAGAGCUCACGCCACGGCCACACCGCACGGCAGCCCGUGCCCUGGCUCGGCGUGGCCAUGGCGUGCUGGGAAGCUGUGUCCUGGGUGUCUGUGGGCUGCAUCAGACCGGCAGGUGGUUCCUAACAGCAGUCUUCUGAAACAGUCGCGUUCCAGGAGCUGGUGUGGAGGCAGGAGGGGCGGGCAGAGCAGCUGUUGAGUCAGUGGGCUGAUAAAGAUGUUUCGCAUUGCCUUGCUGGCCGCUCCGUGCAGUCCCCCACUCAGCUAGGUGCAGGCCGACUGGUACAGCUCUCUUUUAAAAUGUGGAUUAUUUAUAUUUAGAUGGAAAGCAGACUUCACAGACGAGUAACGUGCUGUGACAGUAAAUAUGUACUUGUGGCCUGGAUGGUGGAUUGUGUUCAGCUGCUUUUCUGUAGAUUAAUUUCCUGGGAGUGAGUGAGCUCUUGUUGCAUUGUUCCAUUUGUUGUAUAUGGCAAAUAUUUUGAAUUACGAUUUUCUUCAAACGUGGGAUGUAAAAACACAACCAGUGUUCAGGCUUCAGUUAUAUAACGUAAGCACAACUAAAAUGAAACUUGUUGACUGCACAAGAAAUGACACAAUGUUUCCUGUUUUCUGAAACUUGCUCUACAAUCAGCGAAAGUUUGAUAAUCAGUCUGUCCUCCCACACUCCCUGGUGGUGCUUUCUUUCUGUCCAUGUCUAGAAUUCCCUAUUUCAUUUCAGACUACCCUUGAGAGUCGUGUCCACUUCAGGGGAGGGACAUUUCCAGGACAUCGUUUGGGAUAUUUAUUAUGAACCCAAAUUUGGGAAGGAACUCGUAAUUUGAAGGCCAUCGCCGCUCCCUUUCAGGAUUUUUCCCCCUUUAAAUAAAAACACUUGGUCACAGAUUAUAUGUAAGAAUCAUCAGAGUUUUUCCAACCUGGAUCAUUCUUGAUCAUCACUUUGCAAGCUAUUGGUUCUGUGCAGUGUUGUUGAAAUUUAAUUUUAGGUUAUUCCCACCGUGAGAAGGGCUGCUGCUGCAUGUGCUGUCCGUGUGUGGUCGGGGCUGUGUGUCGGUCACUCAGUCCUGCUGUACCUCACGGCAGGAGGCCCCGGGGCCCUCAGCGUGGGCAGAGGACACCACGGGGCUUCAAACGUUGGGUUAAAAUGGAGGGGGUUGAUUUUGCUCUGGUUUUGUCUCGGAGUAUGACAGUGUGCUAAAUCAGUACUCUAGCUUACAUGCUCGGGAGACUGAGUGUGACACACAGGCAGCUUAUCUGGGAAUGAGAUGCACAUUUGGGAGCCAGGUGGGUUACUUGCCUACACACUGUCUUCAUUAGGUUUGGCCUACCAAGCACUACUUAGAAACUGGAAAAUAUAUACAGGUUCAUGUAUGUAGUGUACAUGUCAAAAUACAUAUCUAGGCAUCACCGUGGGCAGGAGUGAGGAAGAUAAGGCUCAACAUGGAAUAUUAAAGUAGCCACAGAGGAGGGAGCUUAAACUCCCAUUUUAUGUGGCCGUAACUCUGAAUUCCACCCACAGCCAAAACAGUUGUAGGUUGUUACAUCUUCCCCAGUUUUGGCCGUUGUGGUUCUUCUACACCAGAUGCUUCAGCCACGGUUAGACUACGUCUCAUUGUCUCCCUUGUUUUUGUUUUGAGUGGCGAUGUUCAAAAUAAACUUUGUGCAAUCUGGGAACCCUUCUUCCUGCAUCAUAUUUGUUAUUCUUUGGAGAGGUCCAGACUUCUUCGUGUUUGCCUGCUGGUCUGCAGUGAAAACAGUAUGGUGCUGCCUCUGUGGCAAACGCCGGCGCCUUAACCACGCGGCUGUCCCCUCCGCAGAGGGCGGCGAGACUUCGGACCUGCCCCCCACCGCCGUGGGCUUUCCACUGCCUUCCACGCUGCAGCAGCCCGGCCUGUGCUGGGCCUCGGGCUGCUCAGAGCACGCACUGCCCCUGAGCAGCGUUGUCAGUACGGACCGGUGCUGCUCAAACCUGGGGCUGCCUCUGCAGCACGUCUUCCUGUGCUGUGCCACGUGGGGCCACAGCCCCGGACCAUCCGCCGCGCUCUUGUCUCCAGACAUGCAGCCUUCUCAAGGGAUUGUGAAUCAUGCAAAAUGGUUACUUACUCUGAGCUUAGAAAGACUAGGGAGCAUACUUUGCAUGUCAAUUUUGUUUAUUUUUAAAAUUUUCUCUUUAAGAUUGUAGGUGCUGGGUUUUUUUCUUUUUUCUUUAUCUUGAGUUAGCUUGCAUGUUAAAUCUGUUGGCACUUCAGCUGUAAAACCAGCCCCAGGUUUCUGGAUGCAGGUCAAGUUGGACCCUUCAGGAGUGACCAUACGUAGAGGCGUCAGCCGAGAACCGUCCAGCGUACGUGAGCCAAGGCGGAACCAGCAGACAAGCACAGCUCUGCAGAUGUGGCCGUCCUUCCCCUUUGUCUGUGAGCCUCGCCCGAAAGCUGCUGUUCUCAUCCUGCGUGUCGUUGUCUCUCGUGUCCUCCCCGGCGUCCGUGUGGGUCUCAUGCCACGUGUUAAAUAUGCAAUAAAGUGUUUACCGGAUGCCCCCGGAAGGGCGUCCUUUGUACAGCUGUACAGACUGCAGUUGAAGCACAAUGUGCACAUGCUAGUUUUAUAUACAGCAAAACUUGAUUUUUUGCAGAUGGAAAGGUAUUUUGUUUCUAUACAAAGUAAACGGAUUGUUUGUGCUUAAUGGAAAGCUGCUUUAUAAAAUUGUAAAAUAAAGUUUUUAUCUUAAAAGGA
Molecule: messenger RNA, 4732 nt
Organism: Lepus europaeus (European hare)
Lineage: Eukaryota; Metazoa; Chordata; Mammalia; Lagomorpha; Leporidae
Gene: GLCE
Product: glucuronic acid epimerase
Exons: 4
Coding region: 152-2008 (618 amino acids)
Biological process (GO): heparan sulfate proteoglycan biosynthetic process
Cellular component (GO): Golgi apparatus
Molecular function (GO): heparosan-N-sulfate-glucuronate 5-epimerase activity
Source: RefSeq, a predicted model, not a curated record